This is a messenger RNA of Arctia plantaginis, 2163 nucleotides long. Lineage: Eukaryota; Metazoa; Arthropoda; Insecta; Lepidoptera; Erebidae. The record is from the annotation of a GenBank genome assembly.
AUGUUUAAGUUAAUUGGUAUCCGUGGAGGCUACGUGGUCCGCUGCAAGGACUACGCGUAUGCCACAUGGUCACAAAAGAAAGCCAUGAAAGAAAAGAAAAAGAAACCAGAAGAUUCAAGUGGAGUUUCCGAACUAAAUCCAUGGCCUGAAUAUAUUCAGAAGCGUAUCACUCUCUGGGACAAAUAUAAAUCACAAUAUGUAGAGGAAUUGGCUAAGAAACCAGAGUUGAGCAUUGUGGUUACGUUACCAGAUGGGAAGACAGUAGAAGCUAAGGCUUGGAAGACAUCACCAUACGAUGUUGCUAAAGGCAUCAGCCAAGGUUUGGCAGACGCCACCAUCAUAGCCAGGGUAAACAAUGAGUUAUGGGACUUAGAUAGACCUUUAGAAGGAGACUGCAAGUUAGAGCUGCUGCGAUGGGACAACACAGAUGCUCAAGCAGUCUUCUGGCAUUCUUCUGCACAUAUGCUGGGAGAGGCUAUGGAAAGGGUCUAUGGAGGAUGUCUGUGCUACGGGCCGCCCAUAGAUGAAGGAUUCUACUAUGACAUGUAUUAUCCAGAGAAAGGGAUUUCAUCCACGGAUUUCCAUGUACUAGAAGGUUUAGUAAAGAAAAUAAGCAAGGAGAAACAGCCAUUUGAACGACUUGAACUAACCAAAGAACAGCUGUUGGAGAUGUUUGACUACAACCCGUUCAAGGUGCGCAUUUUGAAGGAGAAGGUGAACACUCCGACCACUACGGUGUACCGGUGUGGGCCAUUGAUCGAUUUGUGCAGAGGUCCUCACGUCAGACAUACGGGCAAAGUCAAGGCUAUGAAGGUUACGAAGAAUUCCGCAACUUACUGGGAAGGCAAAGCUGACGCGGAGAGUCUUCAGCGCAUAUACGGAGUGUCCUUCCCUGAGCCCAAACAGCUGAAGGAGUGGGAGAUCAUACAGGAGGAGGCCGCGAAGAGAGAUCAUCGGAAGAUUGGUCGGGAGCAAGAGCUAUUUUUCUUCCACGAGCUGUCUCCAGGUUCGUGCUUCUUCCAGCCGCGUGGUGCUCACAUCUACAACACUUUGGUUAACUUUAUCAGGGAACAAUACAGGUUUCGAGGUUUUCAAGAAGUAGUAACGCCCAAUAUGUAUAACUCGAAGUUAUGGCAGACAUCAGGCCACUGGGCUCACUAUGCAGAUAAUAUGUUUUCUUUCGACGUGGAGAAGGAAACCUUUGCAGUGAAGCCUAUGAACUGUCCUGGACAUUGUCUACUGUUCGACGUCCGCACUCGCUCGUGGCGCGAGCUGCCGCUGCGGCUGGCGGACUUCGGCGUGCUGCACCGCAACGAGCUGAGCGGCGCGCUCACCGGCCUCACGCGCGUGCGCCGCUUCCAGCAGGACGACGCGCACAUCUUCUGCGCGCCGCACGACAUCGAGGCCGAGAUGGACGGAUGCCUGCAGUUUUUGGACCACGUAUAUUCCACGUUCGGCUUCACAUACCAACUGAAGCUAUCUACGAGACCAGAGAAGUUCCUCGGUGAUAUCGCUAAAUGGGAUCAGGCCGAGAAGGCUUUAGAGGACUCCUUAAACAAGUUCGGACGUCCUUGGCAGUUGAACCCUGGGGACGGCGCGUUCUACGGCCCCAAGAUCGACAUCGCCAUACAGGAUGCGCUGCGUCGGUCCCAUCAGUGCGCCACCAUACAAUUGGAUUUCCAGCUGCCUGAGAGAUUUAACCUUACUUAUGUUAGUGAAAGUGGUGAUAAGAAACGUCCAGUGAUAAUUCAUCGCGCGAUCCUGGGCUCCGUGGAGCGAAUGAUUGCAAUAUUGAGCGAGUCGUACGCUGGCAAGUGGCCUUUCUGGCUCAGUCCGAGACAGGUCUGUGUUGUUCCUGUUGGACCCAUGUUCGACGAAUACGCUGUACAGGUGAACGAGAAGUUAUUUGCAGCAGGAUUUAUGUCUGAAGUAGAUACAGACGCCGGAGACACACUCAACAAAAAAGUUAGAAAUGCACAGCUUGCACAAUUCAACUACAUCUUAGUGGUUGGCGAGCGUGAGCAGACGUCGGGCACCGUGAACGUGCGUACUCGCGACAACAAAGUGCACGGCGAGAUGUCGGUGCAAGCUCUGAUUGAUCAUCUCAACACUCUUGUUAAAGAAAAAACUCUCUCGGAAGACAGCGAGCUGCCCAAACAAUAG